AACUGCGCAUGCGCUGCAAUGGCUUCUCGACUCGAUGCGGAGGGAUAUUAUUUCAUUUUAUUUGAUUUUGCGAAUGGGUUCGGUUGUCUCGAUGGACAGUAUCUCAAAGUAAAAUCACAACGACGAGUAAAUAAUAAUUAUGGCGCCUUGUGAUGCAAACCUCGCUUUAGGUUUUGAAAAGCGGCGACCAAGCGAACGCGGAAGUGAGUAGGAAGUAAUUCUCCCUUCCGCGUCUUCUUCUCUUGCGUUCGUCCCUCGGCGUCAGUGUCAUGAUCGGCGGAGCUCUUGGCUCCACUUAAUGAAACGAGACAGUGUGUUGAUCAGCUCAAGGUGACAGAUGUGAAGCGUGACAAGUGAAGGAGCUGGUGCAUCAUGGGGAACACGCCAUCGAAGAGCGACGGCGGAGAGGCGCCACCAAAAACAACUUUAUUUGAGAGGGAGCCAAGCGGCAUCACGUACAGAAUUCCUGCUCUCAUCUACCUGAGACACAGUGGCACCUUUCUCGCCUUUGCAGAGAAGAGGACCUCUUCACGUGACUGUGAUGCCAAACUUCUGGUUAUGCGAAGAGGGGUGCAGAGUGAUGACGGAUCUGUUCAGUGGCUGUCGAGCGAGGAGUUGUCAACGGCAUGCCUGCCGGACCACCGCACCAUGAACCCCUGCCCCGUGUUUGAGAAAAACACCAGCACCUUGUUUUUAUUCUUCGUCUGCAUCCUGGGCAACACCUCGGAGCAGAGGCAGAUCAUCACAGGUAAGAACAAGACGCGCCUUUGCUACGUCAGCAGCGGUGACGACGGCCACACCUGGAGCGAGGUCACGGAUGUAACGGAGAGCGUGAUCGGACAAACUAUCCGCAAGUGGGCCACGUUCGCCGUGGGUCCGGGGCACGGGGUCCAACUGGAGAACGGGAGGUUGAUUAUCCCAGCCUACGCCUACUACAUCCCAUACAGGUGCUUCUCCUUCCCCGUUCCUCACACGGUUUACCCGCGUGCGCUGACGGUCUACAGCGCGGACUUGGGCAAGACGUGGCACAUGGGCAAGAUGCUCCUCAAGAAGUCGUGCGAGUGCGAGAUGGCCGAGAUCAUAGAUCACGAGGGCCGGAGUCACCUGUACUGCAACGCUCGCAACUUCGGCGGCCACAGACGCGAGGCGCUGAGCGAAAACAGCGGCGUCUGCUUCGACAAACCCCGCACGGCCCGAGAGCUGGUGGAACAACCCAAAGGCUGCCAGGGAAGCGUCAUCGGCUUUCCCGUGCCCGAGUUCAUCCCCAGUGAGGACGCCGAGAACAAAACGUGCGACACGUCCCCUCUGUCUCCCGACACGCAAACCUGGCUCCUCUUCAUGCACCCGACCAACAAGCACAGCCGGCGGGACAUGGGCGUGUACUUGAACCGGUCCCCGCUGCACUCGCGAGGGUGGGACCGGCCCAGCAUCCUCCACAGCGGGCCCAGCGGCUACUCAGACCUGGCCUACAACCGGGACAACGAUCAGUUCUCGUGCCUGAUGGAGUGCGGCAAAGAAAGCGAACUGGAGCAGAUUGCGUUCAUGUCGUUCACGCUCAAAGAGGUCAUGCAGACAAACAGGAAGACUUGCUAAAUAACGACCGUCGCUUCCGCCAGCUUAACGUCUAAGCAUGAACGAUGCUAAUGCUAACAUCGCUCUGUGUCUUCUCGUGUUCCCUUUUGUGGAAGUGCGCAUGCAUGCCGGAGUCGUGUGGUCUGAUGUUUACUUAUUUACAUGACGAUGUACUUAAGUCCAUUGUGCUACUGUAUUUCCUCAAAUAGUGGCUGGGGUACAAAUGUAUGCAACUGCAGUAUCGGGCACGUAUUUGUAGUCGGCGUGUAUUUAAGUGGAGGCCUUUAUUUGUACAAUCGCCUGUGUAAAGUUAGAGCGGUAGACGCCGUUGUCUUGUUGGGGAGAAUUCUUACUUCUGUUUUUUACAGUGGGAGUCGAUUGUGUAACUUCCUUGCCUUAGCACUUUCUUUUUGUGUGUCCCUUUUAUUGUUAGUGCCUAUCAAUAAUGCAGUGCAGUAGAGGUGGAUUUAGCGUCCCGAAGUAGUAAACAGAGUCGGUGAUUUGAGUCAUUGCAACUUUUACGGUGACUGCAUGUGACUUGACUUUAAAAAAAAAAAAAAAAAAAAAGGCUCGAGACGGCACAUUGACUUGCAAUCAAGUUCCAGUCCACCAUGGAGAAUAUUUGGAAGGCUAUGAUUCCCGUGGAUGCCUGGCUCGAUUUUGAAACUGUUAAAAAAAAAAAAAUUAGCCAUGGCGGUCAUAAUACGGAAGAGAAACCUCGUUGUAACAAAACUUGCAGGCGGUCCGUUGUAGGACGGGAAGCAUACAGUGGAUUCAAAAAGUCUACACACCCCUGUCUGUUCAAAAGUAUGAUUGGGAAAGGGGGUAAUCGAACCAAGAUGAAUCAUUCCAAAACUUCUUACGCCAUCUCAUUUGACUUGAAACCAACUCAAUUGAAAGAAUAAAUGAAAUAUUUUCAAGAGGGGGAUUCUGCUGUACAACAAUUGCGGAAUCAAAUAAAACAGCACAGUGAACUACUCAAAAAUGGACCAAUCAGGAAAAAUAAAUCAAUGUCAACAUAAUAAUUUUGAAGUUACCCCAAUUUUAUUGACCGCUACUUUCACGUGUCUCUAGCUAACCCCAAACACACUGAAGUGAACAUCAGCUGUUCUAGUGGGCUUUUCCUGCCACGUCAAUUGAGUUUUACAGGUUAUAGGUCACAUGAAUGAUCGAAGAAGUUUCAGAAUGAAUCUUGGUCUCGUGUUUUUAUAUCACCAACACCUCGGAUUUGAACGGGGGUGUGUAGACUUAAUAUCCGUUGUACUUGAGACGUAAUAAUCAAGCCAGGAGGUACAUUUGAGGUACUUUUACAAGCUAAAAGCAUGACUUCGACUAAGCUGUGCUUGGAUGUCAUUUUAUUUAUUAAUUUUUUUAUUGCUGCACAGUUUGUAAAGCCACGCCGCCGCGCAUUUUGUGUAUUUUUAAAAUCCCCGAUCUCAUGAGUUGUUCAAGAGCCGGAUGUACUCGGCGACGAUAUCAAGGCACGCUAUUGGCGCCAAGGCCACUAUUUGAGGACGUAAGCUAUUUAAGGAAUGAUACUGUUUUGUCGGCUGAUUUUUAAGCAUGCCGCUCUGCCAUGAACAGGCUUUGUGUGCGUGUGCGUGCGAAUGUGCGUGUGUUGUGUAGCAUGCUUGACAACUGUUCCUGACCGCUUCCCGAGUCUUAUGAUUUUUUUUUUCCUACCUCAAUUCAUUUUCCUUCAAUCAAGGAGUGUAGCAUCCCCCCCCCCCACAUUCCCCCCCUGGCUUUCCUCCCAUUUUAUUUCACUCUACUGUGAUUCACACAUGCCUUCUCGGGUCAUACGGCCUUCAUAGGUUUGCCACCUUGCAAGCUGUGCCAAAUAUAAUUAAUCUAAAAUCGGGGAGAGUUUUUAAAAUUUUUUUUUUUUUUUUAACGCUUGUUCGUUUGGAGCAAAAGUAAUUCAUAUUUUUACAAUUUGCCUGACCGUGUGUGUUUUUCAGGGUACGUAUUGCAACUUCCCCUCGAGCGUUUUUGAAGACAUCUGUGAAUAGUUACGUGAUCUGACAAGAACUGAGUAGGAAAUCACACAAAAAAUUCGACUGUAUACCUUUGGACAUGUAAAGUCGACAUUAUACGAUGUAACCAUUUCACUUUCCAGCGACAUCAGUGUCACUCCACUGCAUAUGCAAAAGCGCCCCCCCCCCCCAAAAAAAAAAAAAAGAAAUCUUGAUCCAACACAGCCAAUUUUUCUACUGAAUCCCACAAAAAUCCUGUGAAGCGCCCGAUGGUUGUCGAAUGAUGACUUUUGUAAGAUUUCC
Messenger RNA from Hippocampus comes (tiger tail seahorse), 3851 nucleotides. Its product is annotated as sialidase-3-like. Gene Ontology annotation, biological process: oligosaccharide catabolic process; ganglioside catabolic process. Gene Ontology annotation, molecular function: exo-alpha-sialidase activity. Lineage: Eukaryota; Metazoa; Chordata; Actinopteri; Syngnathiformes; Syngnathidae. Gene Ontology annotation, cellular component: cytoplasm; intracellular membrane-bounded organelle; membrane. The record is from RefSeq and is a predicted model, not a curated record. The transcript has 3 exons. Bases 373 to 1593 code for a protein of 406 amino acids.